CUUUUUUCUUCCAAAUCCAUCAUCGCGUCUCGAGUUCACCCUACGGUUUUUCUCGUCUUCGUAUGUGUCUCGUCACGUCUAUAUCAGCUCUCAACAGUCUGCUGGCCUGAAGUAGGAGACAACAGGGAAAUUGUGGGAAUGUGACUGUAGGACACAGAACCACGGCGCAUCAAACAUUCAAGCUAUCCGACUAUGCUAUUCAAUCGAAGUCAGACCUUACUCGCCUUCAGGUCAUCCAAGAAGCUGCUCGGGUCCACCUUUGUUCCAGGAAUGGGGAUAUUCUACAUAAAAAAAGUCGAGGCCAGACUACUUUCAUUAUAUCCAUAUUUCACAAGGUUCGCCACAUUCAAGACAAGGCAUCAAACUUCAUAUACGGCGUAAUCACACGACCUGCUUUUAACAUAUCUUCGAACCCACAGGUGCCGAGAUCUAUGUCACCGGAUGAGUAUGGUCUGCUUGGUUUUUUUAAUCAUCGGCAACCUCCACUAGAAGAGUGAAUUCAUGGACAGUCCUUAUAAGUGACUCGGAAGGUCGAACUAACUAUCCUAUCCAACAUGGCCACUAUCUCACCUGUCGACGUCUUCACUCUCGGUGCGGAUUCGGUGUAUCUCAAAGCGCGAUCUUUGCCCACCGCGCCAGAUGGCCAGUACGAUGCCAAAAUCACCUCAGAAGCCAGUGGUCCUGGUGCGAGCCAAGACCACUCGCCGUUGACGAACGUUAUCCGCGAUGUGCAAGCUCAGAUCUCCAAGGGACCUAUCACUGCUGAUCCCACUGUCGUAGCCGGCUUCCUCGACACAGUAAUCAAUCCGGAUUCUGUUGAUGACCGUAAAGGAGCGUUCGCCGCCGGCUUAACACUGUUGUCACGGUUACCUCCAGACAGUGAUGUUGCAAAGAACAUGUCUAAUUCGGCCAUCGGAAUGUUGUACAACACCAUUCCUCACCCCAUUGAGACUCUCCUCACCCCGGUGUACACGUACCGUCAAGCCGACGGGGGGAAUAAUAACCUUCUGGCCCCGGAUAUAGGACGUGCAGGUAUACCGUAUGCAAGGAGCGUUCAAGGGAAAUGGUGCUUGGCUCCGACUGCACUUCCUGAUCCCGAGCUUGUCUUCGAAACGCUGUUGAAGCGUCGGAAGAUAACCCCACACCCGAACGGGAACUCCAGUCUCACUUUUGCUUUUGCUACCCUUGUCACUCACAGUUUGUUCCGGUCCGAUGUGAAGGACUGGAACGUCAACGCGACGAGCUCGUACUUGGAUCUUAGUCCUUUGUACGGAAUCAAUCAAGCAACACAAGAUCAAGUACGGGACAAGGCUGCCGGCCGGGGUCUUCUAUAUCCGGAUACGUUCUCCGAAGAGCGCCUUCUUUUCCUUCCGCCGGCAUCCAGCGCUUUACUUGUGAUCUUAUCAAGAAAUCAUAACUACAUCGCUGACAGGCUUCUGAAAAUCAACGAACGGGGACGCUGGACAGAUCCACCGCCUGAAGACCCCACUGCUCGUGCCAAACAGGAUGAGGAAAUCUUCCAGACUGCCCGCUUGAUCAACGGUGGGCACUUUAUGAGUUUGAUUAUGGGAGAUUACGUUGCUGGUUUCUUGGGUCUUUCGGAAGGAAACGCGUGGAACAUGAAUGCUUUCGACCCCAUCAAAGAUAAAAACGGUAACCCAGUCAGCCGAGGUGAAGGGAACCACUGUAGCGUUGAGUUCAACGUUCUGUAUAGGUGGCACGCAACCAUUUCUCAAGCGGACGAAACGUGGAUCAAUGACUUUUUCAACAAAACAUUCGACAAACCUCUCGAAACGCUGACAGUCUCCGACUUUGGGCAAGGGUUUCUCAAGACAAUUGCCGACCUCAAUCCGGACCCUAGUAAGCGUGAAUUUGCAUGGUUGAAACGGGGUCCCGAUGGCAAGUUUUCCGACGAUGACCUUGCCAAGGUCCUUCAAGAUGCGACCGAGAAUGUCGCAUGUUCUUACGGCGCACGAGGGACGCCCGCUUCACUGAAAGUUAUUGAAACCAUGGGAAUAAAGCAAGCUCGACAGUGGGGGGUGUGUACGAUGAACGAGUUUAGGAAAUGGCUUGGUCUUAAACAAUUCAAGACGUUUGAAGAGUGGAAUCCAGAUCCCGCCAUCGCAGGCGCGGCUCGCCAACUCUAUAAACACGUCGAUAACCUCGAGCUCUACACCGGUCUUCAAUGUGAGGCUAUCAUGCCUCUUUCAGGAGGUCUUCGGUUCGCCUGCGGAUACACGACUACGAGAGCCGUGCUUAGUGACGCCAUUGCCCUGAUUCGUGGAGAUAGGUUCUAUACCACCGCAUUCACUCCUGCCAAUUUGACGACAUGGGGAUACCAGGACUGCCUUAGGGAUCCUAACAACGGUGGACUCGGGGGCGAGAUGCCUAAACUUCUAAUGCGCCACUUGCCUCGCCAUUAUCCAUAUAACUCCGUUUACGGCUGUUACCCCUUCUUCACACCAACGAAAAUGAAAGAAUCUCUUACACGCCAAGGCAAAGCUGCUCAAUACACCUUUGACCGACCUCAACCUGCCGUUCCGGUGCAAGUGUUGAACACAUUCACGGGAAUCAAUUAUGUUUUCAACAACUCUACGCAGUUCCCGGUUGUUUAUGAUAUGAAGGGACUUGGGAAUGGGUAUGGGUUCAUGUUGACGUUUGAUCAGGCUGCCAAGCACGAUGCGGAUAAGAAUCUUGCACUGCACGCUUUAUUCCCGGCCAAAGAUUCUCUUGACAAAUACUGCAAGUGGUAUCGAGACGGCGUUACGCAGAGGAUAACCAGCAAAUCCUUCACUUAUGAUGGGGUUCCGGGGAAGUUUGUGGAUAUUGUGAAUGAUGUCGUUAACAAUGCUGCUAUUCAUUGGGCUGCUGAUCUCCUCUGUGGCCUCGACGUGAAGACAAAGGCUAACCCGCUCGGAAUGUACACUGAGCAGGAGGUGUAUGAUAUGUUUACGUCAAUGUUCACACUCAUUUUCCUGGCAAUCGGCGAAAACGAACAUGGCUUCUCGUUACGCCAGAAAGUCUUCCAAGCUGGUGGAGUUGUACAAGCCAUGGUGGCAAAAUCUAUUGUGGAAUGUGCACCGAAAAGCGCUGCAUCUACCAAUAUCUUCCUCGGUGCGAUAUCUACUGUUACGAACACAGUUGAAGGUGUGAUUAGCAGCAGACCUUGUGCUCCGUUCUUGCAGAAGCUUGCCGACACUGGGCGUCCCGUUAACGAGCUCGUAGCGACGGUCGUAGGAUUGGCGGUUGGCUCUUCGGUUAAUUAUGCUCAAGCCGCGGUCCACGUCAUCGACUUUUACUUUGAUGAUGAACGUGCUGCGGAGCGAGCGAAAGUUGUUGCGUUGGCGAAAGCGACUGAUGCUGCAAGUUUGGAAACUCUUCGUGGAUACGUUCGCGAGGCUAUGAGAUUGAACCCUCAAGUCACCGGUCUUUAUCGAGAUGUUCUCGCGGACGCGUCUAUCCCACAAGGAAAUGGCCUUCCUAAUCUCAAUGUCAAAAAAGGGGAUAGGCUAUUCGGAAGUUUGAAGAAUGCUCAUUUGAAUCCGGCAGAUUUCCCGAACCCCACAACAGCUGAUCCAACACGCCCUGCGUCCUCAUAUUCCUACAACGGAACGGGAUUCCACAAGUGUCUCGGGAUCGCGUUUGCCGAACAGACGAUCACUGAGAUCGUCAAGGUUGUUUUCGGGUUGAAGAACGUCCGAAGGGCGGCUGGAAAUGAUGGGAAACUGCUUGGGUUUACUGAUAUACAGAAUGGGACACCUACCAAGGUGUAUCUCACGGACUAUGGAACCACUUCGCCCUGGCCUGGUUCGAUGUAUUUGACGUACGAUGCCUGAAAAAUUGAAUAAAUCCGAAAUUUGGACCAACUUGGUUUGACCCGCUC
Messenger RNA from Marasmius oreades (fairy-ring Marasmius), 3883 nucleotides. RefSeq lists its product as uncharacterized. The coding region runs from base 555 to 3836 and encodes 1093 amino acids. The transcript has 32 exons. The record is from RefSeq and is a predicted model, not a curated record. Gene Ontology annotation, biological process: response to oxidative stress. NCBI's taxonomy places the organism in Eukaryota, Fungi, Basidiomycota, Agaricomycetes, Agaricales, Marasmiaceae. Gene Ontology annotation, molecular function: oxidoreductase activity, acting on paired donors, with incorporation or reduction of molecular oxygen; peroxidase activity; monooxygenase activity.